Messenger RNA from Capsella rubella, 2949 nucleotides. Its product is annotated as putative leucine-rich repeat receptor-like serine/threonine-protein kinase At2g24130. The transcript is spliced from 3 exons. Gene Ontology annotation, biological process: protein phosphorylation. NCBI's taxonomy places the organism in Eukaryota, Viridiplantae, Streptophyta, Magnoliopsida, Brassicales, Brassicaceae. The record is from RefSeq and is a predicted model, not a curated record. Gene Ontology annotation, molecular function: ATP binding; protein kinase activity; protein binding. Bases 1 to 2949 code for a protein of 982 amino acids.
AUGGGUUCUUGUUCUUGUUCUUUGUUGUUUGUCUCGUUCUUGAUCACUGUUAUGACCGUUCUUGCUUCUAAAGAGAACGAUCAUGAGUUAUUACAACAUCCUCAUAACUCUCUAAGCAGUUGGGUUUCAGUUUCUUCUUCUUCUAAUACUUCUUCUGUUGGUGUUUGUAACUGGUCUGGUGUGAAGUGUAACAAAGAGAGCACCCGAGUUAUAGAGCUAGACGUCAGUGGUAGAGAUCUCCGCGGUGUCAUCUCACCGUCCAUUGCUAAUCUAACAGCUUUAACGGUUCUUGAUCUUUCAAGAAACUUCUUCAAAGGAAAAAUCCCACAAGAGAUAGGCUCAUUGCAUAGAACCUUGAAGCAGCUAAGCCUCUCUGAGAAUCUCUUACAAGAAAACAUUCCACAAGAGCUUGGUUCGUUUAACCGUCUUGUUUAUCUCGAUCUUGGAAGCAACCGGUUAACCGGUUCAAUCCCGGUUCAGCUCUUUUGCAAUGGCUCUUCUUCAUCUCUCCAAUACAUAGACCUCUCCAACAAUUCUUUAACCGGAGAAAUACCUCUAAAGAAGGAAUGUCAUCUCAAAGAGCUUAGGUUUCUUCUCCUCUGGUCCAACAAGCUCGUCGGGACUGUCCCGUCUUCGCUAUCGAACUCUACAAAUCUCAAAUGGAUUGAUUUGGAGUCAAAUCUGUUAACAGGAGAGUUACCUUCUCAAGUCAUAAGCAAGAUGCCACAACUUCAGUUUCUUUACCUUUCUUAUAACCAUUUUGUUAGCCACAACAACAACACCAACCUCGAACCGUUCUUCGCCUCUCUCGCCAAUUCCUCUGACCUACAAGAGCUCGAGUUAGCAGGAAACAGCCUUGGAGGAGAGAUUUCUUCUUCCAUAAGGCACCUCUCUGUAAAUCUUGUGCAGAUUCAUCUUGAUCAAAACCGUAUCCAUGGCUCUAUACCUCCAGAGAUAUCAAACCUUUUGAACCUAACCCUUCUAAACUUGUCGAGUAACCUCUUGUCCGGUCCAAUCCCGCUUGAGCUAUGUAAGCUAAGCAAGCUCGAAAGGGUUUAUCUCUCGAAUAAUAUCUUAACCGGAGAAAUUCCCAUGGAACUCGGGGAUAUACCUCGUCUUGGUCUUCUUGAUGUUUCAAGAAACAAGCUCUCUGGUUCAAUCCCUGAUACUUUUGCAAACCUUUCUCAGCUGAGAAGACUUUUUCUAUACGGUAACAAUCUCUCUGGUACGGUCCCUCAAAGCCUUGGAAAAUGUAUCAAUCUUGAGAUUCUUGAUCUCUCUCACAACAACCUCUCAGGGAAGAUUCCUGUUGGAGUUGUCUCCAAUCUUAGAAAUCUGAAGUUGUAUCUUAACCUCUCUAGCAACCACUUAACCGGGGGGAUACCUUUGGAGCUAAGCAAAAUGGAUAUGGUUCUCUCCAUUGAUCUGUCUUCCAACGAACUCUCGGGGAAGAUUCCACCUCAGCUCGGAAGCUGCAUUGCACUAGAACAUCUGAAUCUUUCAAGAAACGGUUUCUUUGGUAUGCUUCCAACAUCAUUAGGCCAAUUGCCAUAUCUGAAAGAGAUAGAUGUGUCUUUAAACAGAUUAACUGGAGCUAUACCGCCUUCUUUUCAGCAGUCGCCGACUCUCAAGAACUUGAACUUCUCCUUCAACUUGUUCUCCGGGAACAUAUCUGAUAAAGGAUCAUUCUCUAAGCUGACUAUUGAGUCUUUUCUUGGAGAUGCUCUCUUGUGUGGUUCUAUAAAAGGGAUGCAAGCCUGCAAGAAGAAACAUAGGUACCAUUCUGUUCUUCUACCGGUUCUGUUAUCGUUGAUUGCAACUCCUGUUCUGUGUGUUUUUGGGUAUCCUCUGAUCCAAAGAUCAAGAUUUGGAAAGAAUCUAACAGUGUAUGACAAAGAAGAGGUGGAAGAUGAGGAAAAACAGAACCGAAAUGACCCGAAAUAUCCAAGAGUAUCGUAUGAACAGCUCAUAGCUGCAACUGGAGGUUUCAAUGCUUCUAGCUUGAUUGGUUCAGGAAGAUUUGGUCAUGUUUACAAGGGAGUUCUCAGGAACAACACUAAGAUCGCGGUUAAAGUACUCGAUCCAAAGACCGCAGUGGAGUUCUCGGGGAGUUUUAAAAGAGAAUGUCAGAUCUUGAAGAGAACAAAGCACAGGAACUUGAUUAGGAUCAUUACAACCUGCAGCAAACCUGGUUUCAAGGCUCUUGUUCUGCCACUGAUGCCAAAUGGAAGCUUGGAGAGGCACUUAUACCCGGGAGACUACUCGAGCAAGAACUUGGAUUUGAUUCAGUUGGUGAACAUAUGCAGCGAUGUCGCGGAAGGAAUAGCUUACUUGCAUCACUAUUCACCUGUCAAAGUUGUUCACUGUGAUCUCAAACCGAGCAACAUCCUUCUUGACGAUGAAAUGACCGCUCUGGUUACAGAUUUCGGGAUUUCAAGAUUGGUUCAGGGCCUUGAAGAAACAGUUUCUACAGAUGAUUCAGUAUCAUUUGGAUCAACAGAUGGAUUGUUAUGUGGAUCAGUUGGUUACAUUCCACCAGAAUAUGGGAUGGGGAAACGUGCAUCAACCCAUGGAGAUGUGUACAGUUUUGGGGUACUCCUACUAGAGAUUGUAAGCGGAAGGAGACCAACAGAUGUUCUUGUCAAUGAAGGAUCAAGCUUACACGAGUUUAUGAAGUCGCAUUACCCGAAUUCUCUAGAGGGAAUCAUCGAACAAGCGUUGAUUCGAUGGAAACCGCAGGGGAAACCAGAGAGAUGUGAGAAGCUAUGGAAAGAAGUCAUAAUGGAAAUGAUUGAGUUGGGAUUGAUAUGUACUCAAUACAAUCCUUCAACUAGGCCUGACAUGCUCGAUGUAGCACACGAGAUGGGACGGCUUAAAGAGUAUCUCUUUGCUUGUCCUUCUCUUUUGCAUAUUCCAUCUCAAGAUACACAUGGAGAAGCUAGUUCAUGA